Messenger RNA from Lactuca saligna, 444 nucleotides. Lineage: Eukaryota; Viridiplantae; Streptophyta; Magnoliopsida; Asterales; Asteraceae. The record is from the annotation of a GenBank genome assembly.
AUGACUCCGUUACAAUUUCUAAAUGAUGAUGAACGUGAAGAUAACAUGGAGGGCAAUGGAGAUAAUGAGGAAAUCAAUUUAGGUGAUGAUGAGCCUCUUUUCCCUAGUUUCCCUCGAACUAGUUCAUGUAAAAGGAAGAAGUCUAAGGAUAUUUCUAACAAUCGUUCAACGAAGACUACAAGUUCAUAUCUUGAGGAAAAACUAGAAGUUGUGUUGGAUGACCUAUCAACAAAAAGCACACAAUCUUUUCCACUAACCACUCCCACUCCAAUACUAUCAAAUUACAUGAACAUUGUUGUCACUUUUCCAGGUUUCAAUGAAGGUUCAACACAAUAUUUACAAGCAUUACUUGUCUUCGUCAAAAAGCAAAACCGGGAAGCUUUUAUGUUUCCAGCAACUAACGAUGCGAAGAUGGAGUUCCUUAAGUUACUCAAGAAGAAUUGA